Messenger RNA from Parastagonospora nodorum SN15, 1185 nucleotides. RefSeq lists its product as hypothetical. The record is from RefSeq and is a predicted model, not a curated record. Lineage: Eukaryota; Fungi; Ascomycota; Dothideomycetes; Pleosporales; Phaeosphaeriaceae. Bases 1 to 1185 code for a protein of 394 amino acids. The transcript is spliced from 3 exons.
AUGCACAAGUUCGCGACAGACUUCACAACUCUGGUCAACGAUCUCUUGAACAGGUCAGGAUUAGGUGCAAAGUACCUAUUCUUGAACGAGGCUGGAGAGGAGCAGCCUGUGUUUCAGAGCUACGGAGCUGAAAAUCUGAAGAAGCUCAAGGAUAUUAGGAGCAACAUCGCCAAGCACUGGUUGAAACCUCGCCUCAAACACCUCCGGUUCGAGGUCUCUCAUGACUUUGAGAAGAUGGUGAGAUUACUUGUAGUCAUCGGCAUCACUGGCAACCAAGGAGGGUCCGUAGCCUCCACAUUCCUCCAGGACCCAGCAUGGCGCAUCCGCGGCCUCACCCGCGAUACUCAUUCUGCGGGAUCUAAAGCACUAUCAGCGCAAGGUGUUGAAAUGGUCCAAGCAGAUCUUCACGAUCCCUCCUCACUCAGAGACGUCUUCAAAGGUGCAAAUCUCGUCUUCAGCGUAACAGAUUUCUGGAAGCCCUUGUUCGACCCCGAAAACCAAGCACGGGCGAAAGAGCAGGGGAAGUCCGUCGGGCAGUACGCGUAUGAACUAGAGCUCGAGCAAGGGGAAAAUAUUGUCGAUGCUGUUGCUCGCGAACUCGAUGGCCUGGAUGAUGUAGGCUUCGUAGCGAGUACGUUGUGCAGCGCGAAGAAGUUAAGCAACGGGAAGUAUCAAGAACUCUACCACUUCGACAGCAAAGCCGAUGUCUUCCCCACAUAUCUGCAGGACAGGUACCCAUCUCUAGCCCGGAAAACAAGUUGCCUCCACACCGGGUAUUUCUUCACGAGUUGGCGCUUCAUGCCAGGGCUGUGGUUUGCAAAGCCUGAUGGCUCGAUCCAGAUGCAAUUCCCCACGCACCCCGACACACUGAUUCCGCAUCUCGAUCCCCGCAAAGACACGGGUCCGCACGUGCGUGCGCUGCUUCAACUCCCACCUUCUUCGACGCUCAUGGCGGCGAGCGAGUGGCUCACCUGGCCGCAGUGGAUUGAGCUUUUUGGCGACAUGAAGGGUGUCAAGACGAGUUAUAAGCAGAUUAGCGUGAGCGACAUGGAUGCGUAUGCACCGGGCGGGGUGGGCAGGGAGAUUGGAGAGAUGUAUGAGUUUAGCUCGGAGAUGGGGUAUAAUGCCAGCCAAUCAGACACUUUGAUGAGGUGGGAUUUGGAGAAGGUAUGUUUGAAUGUGUGA